AUGGGGAAAAUUGAUAAUGAAUUUAUCACGGUCGAAGAAUUUAUAACUGGUGAGUUCGUUAAGUAUAUAAACAACACGGGUGAACUUUGCACUGAACCGAACGAUGAGUAUAGCCAAAAAGCAGAGUGUCUUGCGCAUUUUUCCUUUGUGAAAUCGGAUAAAAAACUUAUUCUCCUGGACAUUCAGGGCAGCGGUGCCAAUCUGUAUGAUCCUGAAGUCGCUUCUUUGGAAUUACUAGAUGAUGGUGAGAUAUUGUUUUGUGCAGGAAAUCUUUCCAAAAUGGCAAUUGAUACAUUCAUUGCCUUUCAUGCUUGCAACAAAUACUGUGAGUUGUUAGAGCUACAGAAACUGUAA
This is a messenger RNA of Paramuricea clavata, 354 nucleotides long. Lineage: Eukaryota; Metazoa; Cnidaria; Anthozoa; Malacalcyonacea; Plexauridae. The record is from the annotation of a GenBank genome assembly.